Molecule: messenger RNA, 4666 nt
Organism: Salvelinus fontinalis (brook trout)
Lineage: Eukaryota; Metazoa; Chordata; Actinopteri; Salmoniformes; Salmonidae
Product: protein Wnt-1-like
Exons: 5
Coding region: 1652-2779 (375 amino acids)
Biological process (GO): neuron differentiation; canonical Wnt signaling pathway; cell fate commitment
Cellular component (GO): extracellular region
Molecular function (GO): cytokine activity; frizzled binding
Source: RefSeq, a predicted model, not a curated record
AUCUUCUACCAUUCCCGAGAAAGUUGUGGGCAGGUUUUAUGCAAAAUAACCAUAGGACAACCAUGCUCUCACCAAGCUAUCUGAGAAACAUAUGGUUCUCAGAAUGUUAUGUGCUAGCUGGGAGAGAAUUAUCAAAUGCCAUAAUUCCUUGUGGCUGAUCCUAGAUACCUAAACAAGAAACUUAACUCCAACCACAUACAGAAACAGAUAGGACAGAAUAAGGACACUAUGUAGCCUGAUUUCAAUUAACUGUCUGUCUAUGGGCCUAUGGGGCAUAUUUGCUCAUAUUCCACCCGGUCUGUAGUAGAUGAGGAGACGCCGCAAUGUGGCUGAUGAUUACAAGCCACAUGCGUCGAGGGCGGUCUGCAAGCCAGAUGUUUUGGGAAUUAGCUUUUCUUCUUGGGUGACAUUUAUGAAACCUUCUAAAUCAUUCAAAAAUAUGAUUAAUUUCAAAUGUGAAUAAUUAAGAAAAAUUCCCAAAUUGAUGAAUCAUCUCGAGGAAUCAACUUUGGUCUUAUUCAUUUAUAAUGAAUGGCACACAUACACAAUCCACGUCUUUAAUGUCUCAAGGCUUAAAAAGCCUUCUUUAACCUGUCUCCUCCCCUUCAUCUACACUGACUGAGGUGGAUUUAACAAGUACCAUCAUUAAGGGAUCAUAGAUUGACCAGGUGAAUCCAGGUGAAAGCUAUGUCAUGGAAAGAGCAGGUUUACUUCAUGUUUUGUACACUCGGUGUAUGAUAUCGGCUGAUGGAAGGAGAAGGCAGAGAAAUGUGGCAAGCCACUGAAAACAUCUUGAGAAUGUAGGCUAUACGAGAGUUUGAUAAAGAAGGAGGAGACGCGGUUAAGGGAGUAAUCCAACCAGCGGGUAAAAAGUGCUGUUUAGAUGGCUCAUAUUCCGCUGUAACUGUACUGUACAGUAACACCGACCAACCUCGCGCAUGCAUCAUAAAUGGGAGGAGAAACCAGGCUGUGCGCACUCACAGCCACAGCACAUCUCCACACACAGACACAUACAUCUCAGUGUUUUGACUUAAUUCAGGAAGACUGGAUGUGGAAGACAGAGCAUGAGCCUGUGGGAAAAUACUACAAGCAUUAAUAGCCAUCAUUUCUUAAGAAUCGGUGGAUUAUUUGAUUACCGUGAGAUUCCGUUAGUAAUAUGUGCAAUUUACACUGGUGGAUUGCCUUGGCUAUUUUCUUAUUUUCCUUUCUCCUCCUUUCUGUCCGUUUUUGUUUUCUUUAUCCAUUGUGCCCUAUGAAGGCAAUUAAUAACUAUCCCUCCUUCCAGUCCUAUUGAAAAGAGGGCAGAAAAAAAGGGACAUGAGAGCAGCAAAUCCCUUUUGAUUCCUCUUGUAGCGCUCAAUAAGAAAAGAAUGUGUUGCCUAUCACUCAUGGAGGGGAUCAAGUCUUCCGGACUGUCCCACGCGCUCAAUGCGCUGCUGUUGUCCAGAGCAUCCCUACAGAGAUAGACGUAGAGCGCGUAAAGAGAGCAGCCGCAGCAUCCUGCAGCCGAGCCUGGAAAGACACUUCAGCUGCACUAGACAAGGACCCAUUUAGCAACCUGUCUCCUCUGUCUGACUGUCUCCUCACCAGAUUCAUUAUUAUAGGAAAGGCUCCUCGUUGCUUUUUCCCCUCUAAAGUCCCGUUCUUUGGAAUGUGGUGUGACAUAAUGAGGAUCCUCGCACUGCUUCUGGGGGUGAAAGCCGCGUGCAUCCUGCUGGUCUCCUCGCGCUCAGGCACGGGGGCAGUCAACAACAGCGGCCGGUGGUGGGGCAUUGUGAACGUUGCCUCCUCUGCAAACCUCCUCACCAACUCUAAGAACGUCCAGUUGGUUCUGGAUCCCAGCUUGGGCCAGCUGAACCGUCGCCAGCGUCGCCUCAUCCGCCAGAACCCUGGGAUCCUACACGCCAUCACAGCCGGCCUGCACACCGCCAUCAAGGAGUGCAAGUGGCAGUUCAGAAACCGCCGCUGGAACUGCCCGACCACCCACAGCCUGGCAAUAUUUGGCAAAAUCGUCAACCGUGGUUGCAGAGAGACAGCGUUUGUGUUUGCGAUCACGAGUGCAGGGGUGACCCAUGCAGUGGCCCGCUCCUGCUCCGAGGGGGCCAUAGAGUCAUGCACCUGUGACUACCGUCGUCGGGGGCCUGGGGGCCCUGACUGGCACUGGGGUGGCUGCAGCGACAACGUGGACUUUGGCCGGAUGUUCAGUCGGGAGUUUGUGGACUCCAGUGAGAGAGGAAGGGAUCUCCGAUACCUCAUUAACCUACACAACAACGAGGCAGGGAGAAUGACAGUGUCAUCAGAGAUGCGUCAGGAGUGUAAGUGCCAUGGCAUGUCAGGGUCAUGCACUGUGCGUACCUGCUGGAUGCGUCUACCCAGCUUCCGCGCUGUGGGAGACUUCCUGAAGGACCGCUUCGACGGAGCAUCACGGGUCGUCUAUGCCAACAAGGGUUCCAACCGCGCCUCUCACCGCGCCGAUCCAAGCCAUCUCGAACCCGAGAACCCCUCCCACAAACCCCCAUCAUCCAGAGACCUGGUAUACUUUGAGAAGUCACCCAACUUCUGCACCUACCACGGCAAGACGGGUACCCACGGAACUUCAGGGAGGACCUGUAACAGCUCGUCUCCGGCGCUGGAUGGGUGUGAGCUGCUGUGUUGUGGUAGAGGGUUCCAAACUCAGACUGAGAAGGUCACUGAGAGGUGUCACUGUACGUUCCACUGGUGCUGCCAUGUUAGCUGCCUCAACUGCACCAGCACACAGACAUUACACCAGUGCCUCUGAUCACAGAACCAGGACAGGGGCUCAGAGAUGGAAACGGACAGGCUCUUUGGGCAGGUGGUGUGUAGAUAGAGGAAUGGUGUGGUAGAGAAGGGAAGGACUAACUCCUUAAAGGGGUAAUUGGGGGGUUGAAAAGUGAAUACAGGGAGUACUAGAGCUUAAUCAAUGUUUUUUUGUGAGGAAAGAAAAGAGAAAAGCACAACAUUGAUUACAGGGUGUAGAAGGAGGGUUUGUGUGUUUUGUGUGUGUGUGCUUACUCCUGACGCCCUGCUGUAACAGAGUAUGUUAGUGUGCUUACUGGGUAUUUCAAUGCUGUAGCUAUCCAACUGUGUAGAAUGGAAUGGAAACCAAUCCUCACUAUGGCUUCCCAACACCAGUAACAAGACCAGAGGCAGAUUGAGUUAAAGGAAGUACUUACAAAGGAAAUAGAUUUGUGGCUAGAGAUAAACAACCAAAAUUAGUCUGAGAGAGACGCUGGGAUUUGAAUCUUUCACCCUCUCUGACCUUACAAGAUACAACUAGUGUCUCUGUCCCCUCUCCAUCUCUCCCCUCCACAGCAGAGAGAUGUGAUGGCAGAGGAGGAGAGGGGAGGGAGGAGAGUAACGGUUGCUGAACACAAUGUCAGACAGAUGUCUCUGUGGCGGGAGAACCACAAGCAUGGUCUCUCAUAAACCGGUGAAGAACUGUAACAAGAGGGAGGUUAUUUUAAACAUCACUGUUUUGUUUUCUUUUGCUGCAGUUCUACUUUUCUCACAUACAAUUGUGUGAAGUACAUCUCCCAGGAUGUGCUGUCUUCUCCCCCAAUUGCUAUGUACUUUGGUCCUGGACGUGGACCAAGCCGUUAUGAUUUCCUCUCUAACUCACCACACAUGCCCUCUUUGUUUAGAUUGCUCUGGAAUCCGCUACACCUCAACCCGGAGUUACCGCGGUGAUUUACUACACCAUGGUUACUGACGUUAAAGGACUGGACGUUAUCCAAGGAUAACACAAAAAUAUUCUACAGUUUUAUAACAAACUGGAAUUCACUAUGGGAAUCAUAUGUGUGAAUCAUUUGACUGCAGUAUCAAUACACUGAAUAUUGGAGAGUAUAACUAGAUGUAUGUGUAGGAGAUAGAUAGGGGUGCUGCAAGAAACUGGGGUGACCUGCCAAAUAGUGAGAUCUGUAAUAUGGCAACCCUGUUGCUAAAAUGGCAAUGACCAGAGCAAAAUUGUGAGACUAAACACAUUGCCCUGCUGUGGAAAACUUGAUAAGUGUGUAAAGAUAAUCCAACAUCUUCCUUUCCAAGUUUACAGUGGACAGACAGAGGGUUUUACCAUUCAAUAGGAGCUGCAUCUAGCUGUGAACUAGACUUUGAGGGAAAAACCUUGACUAUACAGUCACUACUAAGGGAAACGUAUUGUAUAUCAGCUCAGAGAAUCAAAAUGUUGUAAAUAAUAUAUAUAGAAAUAUAUAUUUAUGCUGAAGUUACUCACAAUUUUAGGGAAGAAUGACUUGCGCACCUGUCGUACAUAAGCCAAUUGAUGGAAGGAGAGAAAAUAUGCUAUCAUUAGUCAUAAGUCAGGUCAUGUUUUAUUGUUAAACUGAUAUUCUGUUUAUUUCCUUAAAUGUAUUUUACAAAUGUUUUGUGGAGGGCAGGAAACCUGGCAGAGCAUUCUGCUUUAUUCCGUACUCAUUUUCUCUUAACACUAAUGUUUGUCAUGUUUGUCAUGCACUGAAUAUUACCAUUUAUGUAAAUACAAACAUAUUUAUUCUUGUGAAUGUUUGAUACUGUUAUAGAGAGAGAAGUAAAAUAGUUAAACAAAGCAUUUGAGAUCUUUUUCCCUCAAAAAUAUAGCUUUAGCUUGUUUUGUAUUGUAUAAUAGAACAAUAAAGUUUAUAUUUUCAAUUAA